Molecule: messenger RNA, 833 nt
Organism: Setaria italica (foxtail millet)
Lineage: Eukaryota; Viridiplantae; Streptophyta; Magnoliopsida; Poales; Poaceae
Product: auxin-induced protein X15
Exons: 1
Coding region: 141-518 (125 amino acids)
Biological process (GO): response to auxin
Source: RefSeq, a predicted model, not a curated record
UUGAUUAGUACAUUCAAACUAACCCGAUGAACACGCUAAGCCCUGCUUAGACACUGAUCCAACCUCCUAUAUAUUGUCAGUUGCACCCAGGAAGGGGAGCAGAAACCAGAGGCAGAGAUAGGUAGCUACCUAGACUGACAAUGGGGGAGCAAGGCAGGUCAAGCAGCAACAAGAUCAGAGACAUUGUGAGGCUGCAGCAGCUUCUCAAGAAGUGGAAGAGGCUUGCACUCUCACCAAAAGCCGGCAAGAGCAACGGCAGCCAUGGUGUUCCCAAGGGGUUCUUCGCGGUGUGCGUCGGCGAGGAGAUGAAGAGGUUUGUGAUCCCCACGGAGUACCUGGGCCACUGGGCAUUUGAGGAGCUCCUGAAGGAAGCAGAGGAGGAGUUCGGGUUCCGGCAUGAGGGGGCUCUGAGGAUCCCCUGUGAUGUGGAGGUGUUUGAGGGCAUCCUGAGGCUGGUGGGCAGGAAGGAGGAGGCAGUUUGCUACUGUUCUUCAGAGCCUGGGAUCUUGUGCAGAUGAUGAAUUUCUUUUUCAACAUGUCCCAUUUUUCCAUUCUUGGUUCUUGACGUUCCAUGAAGAAGAGAUGAGGAAGAGUCCAUCAAGUUGAUGGGAUUUGCAGCUUUAUACGGGAGGAUGAAACAAUUGAUUCACAUUCUUUUUGUGUAAAGAUUUUAAAAUGGAGGAUCUGCACCAAGGAGAUUGGGUAAAUGUCUCCUUUUAAGAAUUCUUUUUCCACCUUGUUCUCUGUACUUUAACUUUGCUUUAAAUUGUUCAGAAGUUGAACAAUGUUCUUGCGCACUAUUUUGAAUGGUAUAAUAUGUACUUGAACCUCAA